AGCUCCGUCGCAUUUCUUCUGCCGGGCGAAUCUCCUUAGGUUGGAUGCCUCUUUGGCUGACGCCAGCCCUCGAAACCAUCGCGCCGUGGGUCCGACCAUCGCAAAAAGCUCGCGAAGAUCCUCGAGAAGCGUUCAGCCGCAUCAGCCUUGAAAGAAGGAUAAUUCUUUGCUACAAAUCGCAAACUGGUCGAAACAGGCGGGCCGAGCAUCGCGAUCGCUUUAGGUCCUCACUCGCCCGACAUGCGUCGAGGUUGGGGUCUUCCAGGUCGCAGAACCUGGCUUGUCGGCACAGCUUGGAGCCUCAACAUCCACGCCCAGUUGCUCGAGCCACACCGGGUUCACGAAGUUGAGAAGGCCACAAUCACCCAGGCACACCCACGACGCGACGCCACUUGUGAAGUUCAAGGAUGGGCUCUUUGUCCGGCGGAGGUGGGAGGAGGUUGUUGUCCGAACAACUAUAAGUGCGACGUGUCAUCCUGCUAUGCCACGACGGCAGGGCCGACCACAGCUUGCGGUAGAGAGGGAUACUACAACUGUCCCAUUGACGCAGGCCCAGGAAGCUGCUGUCCCGUGGGGCUUAUAUGUGCCAAAUUUGGCGGUGCUUGCGUUGCGCCCGAGGGUGUCUCCAUGUCGAUAUGUCCAGCAAAUUACAACGCUUGUCCAGCGUCCCUUGGUAGCGGAUGCUGCAGGUCCGGGAUGGCGUGCGGAAACGGCUUUUGUUAUUCGACAGCCCUGCAGACCUACACCGUGAGCGUACCUCUGACCACGACGGAUUCAAGUGGGAGUACAACCACCCGAGUGGUAACCACUACGACUGUCGUGACGCCAAAGCCUGGAGCGACGAACCUCGGUGGAGACGCGACCGAGAACGUGAUGCAAUUACGUCCAAGCACUAUCGCGAAGCUGCCGGCGGUGGAGACGGGCAACAGCGGUGGCGGUGGUGGCGGUGGCGGACUCUCGCAGGCGGCCCUCGGCGGAAUCAUCGGAGGAAGCGUUGGUCUUCUGGCCGUCAUCCUGAUCGCAACAUGGAUGAUUCUACGGAGGCUGAAGAAGACACAAAAAGCAGCUGAAGAAGCAGCAGCGGCGAGGCGAGAGCCGUCGAAGGGGACCGGAAGGGAAAAGACGUUGAGCUUUGGACAGCCGACCGUUACCGAAAUAUACGCGCAAGAUGGGACGGAUCCGUUGCAGUCUCCCAGUCUGCGCCCUUCAUAUUUCAGGACUACCUCGGAGGCCACUGCGGGGGAUUCCUCCCCUGCGCCUACAUCGCAGAUGCGUACCUCGGGCAGGUCAACUCCGUAUGGAGCCUGGCCCGGCCAGUACAACCCAGUCCCGACGUCGGAGGCUCCCGACAGCCGGCGGCAGAGCGUCGAGACAUUCCAGGCAUAUGAUGUGAGGUACGCUCAGCACGUCAUGCAGCAGCAGCCACGACAAGAGACACCACCACUGCACCAGAGAGCAGGCUCACACGACUCCCAGAUGACCAGCGCCUACCCGGGUCGGCAUAUGAGCUAUUCGAGCGAGCUGGAGGGCAUGCAUGGAUGGUCGGAGCUCGAAACAGAGAGCACCGGGGGUGGUCGGCACCGGUCGUCCUCAGCAGCACGAGCCAUCUCGCCGUCACACUCCCACCGGGGAAGUGUAGAGCUUCCGGGCUCUCCACGGAUGCGCAGCGACAGUGGCACUGCUGUAGGGGGCAACAUAGCGGGCAGUGUCGGCACCGGCCUCGUGACUGUCAACGAGAUCAGUGAGCUGCACGGCUAUUACGGACCGCAAUCGCACGCAGCGGGACAGACGGCUGCCAGGCUGGAUACAUAUCCGUCAAUCGCGCCGACGGCGGCCGACGCUUCCCAAGCACCGCCUUCGGGGAAUCCGCAUCCGGGAGGUGGUCCCUCAUAUUGAGAGCAUUGCAGCGUGAUAGGGAUUAUGUUAAGUUCCUUUAGCAUACGAAACUGCGACGGGAGACGGGAGAUUUGAAGCGAUUGCGCAAAGGUAGAAUCGU
Molecule: messenger RNA, 1996 nt
Organism: Microdochium trichocladiopsis
Lineage: Eukaryota; Fungi; Ascomycota; Sordariomycetes; Xylariales; Microdochiaceae
Exons: 2
Coding region: 241-1896 (551 amino acids)
Source: RefSeq, a predicted model, not a curated record